Molecule: messenger RNA, 370 nt
Organism: Puccinia graminis f. sp. tritici CRL 75-36-700-3
Lineage: Eukaryota; Fungi; Basidiomycota; Pucciniomycetes; Pucciniales; Pucciniaceae
Exons: 2
Coding region: 1-174 (57 amino acids)
Source: RefSeq, a predicted model, not a curated record
AUGGAAUCACCACAGUCACAAGCUCACAAACGUAACUAUGCCAAUCUUGAGGAUGAGCCUGAAGGGAACCGAAUCAACGAUUUACUCUGGCGCUUCAAAAACCUACAUGCUGCUCUCACCGACCCCGAAAUUGAUGACUCCUUCACAUCAUUCUUAGAGGAUGCGAAAGUCUGAUCGACUUUGAAGAGCAUCUGGUCAUUCAGUAUCUUGACCUUCUCGAGGAGUUCUUCAAAGCUUUGCAAAAAUGACUUCUCUCCAGCAGGCGUGAUCGUAGAUGGCCUUCGUUUAACGAGAAUGUGAAAAACUGACCAAACAACUCUCUAUACCCAAUGAGACCCAAAAGGACGACGCCCUCAAAAUCAUCAUCUUG